AGAAUUAAAAGAACUUUAAAAUGAUAAUUUUUGUAAGAAAUGGAGAAAGAGAUUUUAAAUAUGAUGGAUUAACUUAAAUGGGAUCUUAAUAAGCAUUAAAAAGGGCAAAAGAGAUUAAGACUUUAAUUAAAGAUUAUUGCAAGGAGAUUGAAGUUGAAGAUUCUGAUAUUAAUUUAACAAUUUGUUCAUCUCCUUUCAGAAAAUGUUUAGAAACUGCAGAUAUUAUAAAAACUAAUAUAGUCUCAAAAUAAUUAAAGUUUAAGAAAAAAAAUGAUAAAAUAUUCACAUAAUAUGAAUUAGGGGAUUAUUAACAUCCAAACAUAUGUUCAAAGGAAGAAAUAAAUUUAGAUUAUGCUAACACUUAUCUGAAAUCUGUGACAAAGGAAAAUUUAAUUGAUCCAAAAUUGUUACCUUAAAAUAACUAUAAAAAAGAAUCACUCGAAUAAGUAGAAGAAAGAAUAGCAUCAUUUAUUUACCAAGCCAUACAUAAAUUAUAAGAGAACAAAGAUAAUACCAAGUAGAUAUAUAUAAUAGUCACACAUAAAUUUGCUAUUGAAAUAUUAGUUGAUAUUUUUGAAGGAAGUAGGGAAAUUUCUGAAUCAGGACUUAUUGCGAUUAAAUAUUAAUAUGAUAAAACUUUUAAAAUAAGUUUUGUCGGAAAAGUAUUUCGCUCUACUGAAAAGAAAUACAUAGAUGAUGAAUAAUAGUUUGAAGAUUAUUAACAAUAUUCGUCUGGAGAUGAAAAGUAAGAAGAGCAAGAAGAACAAGAAGAACAAUAAAAUGAAGAAAACUUUUGAUUUGUGUUUUUAUCUUUAUAUGAAAUUUAAAAUAAAAAUAUUAG
This is a messenger RNA of Paramecium sonneborni, 841 nucleotides long. Lineage: Eukaryota; Ciliophora; Oligohymenophorea; Peniculida; Parameciidae. The record is from the annotation of a GenBank genome assembly.